Culex quinquefasciatus (southern house mosquito) is the source of this 5154-nucleotide messenger RNA. RefSeq lists its product as uncharacterized. Gene Ontology annotation, biological process: DNA integration. Gene Ontology annotation, molecular function: nucleic acid binding. The coding region runs from base 1 to 5154 and encodes 1717 amino acids. The record is from RefSeq and is a predicted model, not a curated record. NCBI's taxonomy places the organism in Eukaryota, Metazoa, Arthropoda, Insecta, Diptera, Culicidae. The transcript is spliced from 2 exons.
AUGGUCGAGCUGCUCGGAACAGCUUCGAGGAUCCACCGGCGUCUCACGCUGACGGUGAUCUUGCGUUGUUUACAGGUGCUCCUUACCAACAACUGCAACCACAACCGCCGCCACCUGUCGACGCAGAGUGGGCAGCGCGAAGGAAACGAUCAUGGGCUCCAGGACCGAGGUCAGUUUGGUGGAAUAACGCCAGAACAGCUUGCCUCGCGACAAGUUCUGCCCCGAAAGCUGCCAAUCUUCUCUGGGAGCUACGAAGAGUGGCCGCUGUUUAUCAGCUGCUACAAUACAACCACCGAAGCGUGCGGCUAUACGAACAAUGAGAACCUCGUUCGGCUCUUGGACUGUUUGAGAGAUCCUGCUCUUGGACAUGUACGCGGCCAGUUGUUGCUCCCACAGUCGGUUCCCAGAGUGAUUGAAACGUUGCGGAGAAUCUACGGACGUCCUGAACAACUGUUGCAGUCUCUGUUGAUGAAAGCACGACGUUGCGACCCCCCCAAAUCUGAUCGACUGGAAACGUUCAUCACCUUCAGCCUGGUUAUUGAACAGCUGUGCGACCACUUGGAGGCAACGAACCUUCAAGAUCAUCUGGUAAACCCCAUGCUACUCCAGGAACUUGUGGACAAAACCCCGGCUGGCACGAAGUUGGAGUGGGUCCGAUUCAAACGCCGUCACGGUCAAGUCACUCUGAGAACGUUCGCGGAUUUCAUGGCCGGCAUAGCAGAAGACGCGUGCGAAGUGGCGCCCAUGGUAGACAACAAGCAGCUUGCGGGUGACAAACGAGUGGAAAAGCGGACCAAGGAAAGGGGGUUCGUUCACGCCCAUGAUGCGACUACCGUACCAGGGCAGAUCACUAAAGAACGAGUUGAUAUCAAGCCCUGUCGAGUAUGCCAGAGCACCGAGCACAAGAUCCGGAACUGCGAUGAGUUCAAGAACCUAACGCAAGCAGACAAGACGGCGCUAGUUGUCAAGUGGAAGAUCUGUCGCAUCUGCCUCAACGAACACGGGGAUUCGCGAUGCCGGUUUAAGAUCCAGUGCAAUGUCGAACAAUGCCGAGAGCGUCACCAUCCGUUGAUGCACGGCGAAGCCGCAACAACCCAUGCUGCGGAAGCAACGGAAGUGACACACAAUGCCCAUCGAGUUGAUAUCGGGCAAAUGCAGUUUCGCCUCGUCGCGGUCACGCUGCACCACGGAACGCGUUCUGUGAGAACGACCGCAUUCUUGGAUGAGGGCUCAUCGAUGAGUUUAGUGGAGCGCUCACUGGUUGAUGUUCUCGGUGUCAAAGGAGGAGAACUUGAACCGUUGCGCUUGAUUUGGACGGCGGAUAUCAGUCGAACUGAGAAAAACUCCAAGAAAAUCAGCGUCCAGAUAUCAACGGCCGGGUGUGACCAAAAACAUCAGCUGGCGUUGCGCACCGUUACCGAGCUGAAACUACCAACACCGUCGUUUAAAAUCUCCAGCCUGACGAAGCAGUUCAAGCACCUGGGAGACUUCGAAGUCGACGACAACCUAGGCAAGCCGAGGUUACUUUUGGGAUUAGAUAACCUGCACUUGUUCGCUCCCCAAGAAUCCCGCAUUGGCCAGCCCAACGAACCCAUAGCCGUCAAGUCAAAGCUGGGUUGGAGCGUGUACGGCCCUAGCAGUGACAACAAGUGCGGCGGAGGUGUCGUCGGUACACACUUCACGGAAAACAUCUCGAACCAAGAGCUGCACGACCUAAUCAAGGAGUACUUCGCCGUGGAGGAAGCUGGCGUAACCGCUGGAGUUCUAGAAUCCGACGACGAUCGCCGAGCAAGAGUUAUUUUGGAGAACACCACAGUGAAAGUCGGCGGCCGAUACGAAACGGGACUCUUGUGGCGCUCGGAUGAUUACGAUUUUCCGAACAGCUAUCCCAUGGCAGUGCGACGUCUAGAGCAGUUGGAGAAGAAGCUCUCCAAGAACCCAGAACUGGCUGAGAAUGUGCGGCGACAGAUUACGGAGUACCAGUUGAAGGAAUACGCGCACAAGGCUACGCCGAAGGAAUUGUCCGACUCGGAUCCUCGCAAAGUGUGGUACAUACCACUCAGCGUGGUUGUAAACCCCAGGAAGUCAAAAGUGCGGCUGGUGUGGGACGCGGCUGCUUCCGUCAACGGAGUAUCGCUGAACAGUCAACUCCUCAAAGGUCCUGACCUUCUAGUGAGCUUGAUCGAAGUUCUCUGUCGCUUUCGUGAGCGACCAGUGGCUUUCGGAGGUGAUCUGCAAGAGAUGUACCACCAGGUCCGCAUCCGGUCAGAAGACAAGCAGGCACAACGAUUCCUCUUUAGAGACAACCCGACUCUAAAGCCCGACGUGUACGUUAUGGACGUGGCUACAUUUGGGGCCACUAGUUCUCCUGCAUCCGCACAGUUCGUCAAGAACAAGAACGCAGCGGAAUUUGCCCACGUCCACCCGGAAGCAGCAGCGGCGAUAAUCCAGCGGCACUAUGUUGAUGAUUAUUUUGACAGUGCGGAUACGGAAGAAGAGGCGAUAGAACGAGCUCAAGCAGUGAAGCAUAUCCACGCGCAAGGAGGGUUCCACAUACGUAACUGGGUGUCCAACUCGUCGCGCUUCCUUGAAGCACUAGGAGAACCAAACCAGAAACAGAACGUCCAGUUCACCAGCGACAAGCACACCAACACCGAGCGUAUUCUUGGAAUCACCUGGAACCCCGUGCUGGACGUCUUUGUGUUCUCCAUCCCGACAAACGAAGCACUGCAGCCCUUCAUGACCGGAAAAGCCCGGCCGACCAAAAGCAUCGUGCUGAAGUUCCUCAUGUCGUUCUUUGACCCGCUAGGCCUGAUCGCUCACUACUUGGUACACGGAAAAAUCCUCAUGCAGGACAUCUGGCGUUCCGGUUGUGACUGGAAGGCGACGAUAAACGACGACUGUUACGCUGGAUGUACACAGUGGAUUAAGUGGCUGCCCCUCCUGGAACAACUUCAAAUCCCUCGCAGCUACUUUGGCGACAUUCGCAGCUCCAAAAUCGAAUCCGUUGAGCUUCAUGUGUUCAGUGACGCCAGCGAAAAGGCCUACGGAAGUGGGGCCUAUCUGCGCAUUGUUUGCGACGGAGCCAUCCGCUGUACGCUUGCCCUAGCGAAGACCAAGGUUGCGCCACUCAAGCUGCUGUCGAUUCCCCGCCUGGAAGUUUCCGGAGCAGUCCUGGGAGCCAGACUAGCCAACACAGCAGAAACUUGUCAUUCGUUGCCAAUUUCUCGUCGAGUGUUCUGGAUGGACUCGGCUACUGUGAUUGCCUGGAUUCACUCUGAUCAUCGAAAGUACAAACCGUUCGUCGCACACCGAAUAAGCGAAAUUCUCUCACUCACGAGUGUUGACGAGUGGCACUUUGUUUCUACUAAAUCCAACGUGGCGGACGACCUGACAAAGUGGAGGAAACGGUUCACGAUGAGCUGCGAAGACCGUUCAAUCCGAGGACCAGACUUCAUCUACACGGACUCUAAGAGCUGGUCGGUGCCUGCAACGCCGAUCGAAAGUGUGGAAGAAGAACUGAGAGCAGCUUUCCUGUUCCAUGAAAUUCACCUGCCGGAGCCCGUCAUUGAUGCAGAGCGCUUUUCAUCCUGGAAAACGCUGGUCAGAUCGCUGGCCGUCAUCUUCCGCUUCCGGUCUAACUGCCAGCGCAAGGCGCGUGGGUUGCCGAUUGAAGCUGUUCCCGCAACACCUGCAGUAACCGGACACGUGAAGGGAGCAGUUUCAUCCACAGAAGUUCCGUUGCGCCAAGAAGAAUAUGUCCAGGCUGAAAAUUGUUUCUGGAGGUUGGUGCAGGCGGAUAUGUUUCCGGAUGAAGUGAAGGUGCUGUUGAAGAAUCGGGAGCUGCCUCGAGAGGAGUGGCACCAGGUGGAAAAAACGAGUGUCAUCUACCAAUUGUCGCCUUUUCUCGACCACGCUGGGGUGCUUCGAAUGGAAGGUCGAACCGAAGCUGCCGAAGAGUUGCCGUUUGACCUGCGUUUUCCCGUGAUCCUGCCGAAGAAACAUCCGAUUACCAUCAAGCUAGUAGAACAUUAUCAUCGCAAGCUCCGGCACGGCAACAACGAAACGGUCGUCAACGAAAUGCGUCAACGGUUCUUCAUCGGGAAUCUACGAGCCGUCGUACGGAUGGUCGCGAACGACUGCCAGCUGUGCAAAAUUCGCCAGAGUCGACCUGCUGUACCCCGUAUGGCGCCGCUGCCGGUUCAGCGUUUGCAGCCGUACCUGCGGCCGUUCAGUUUCGUCGGCGUGGAUUACUGUGGCCCAUUCACGGUUACUGUUGGGAGACGCAGCGAGAAGCGGUGGAUUGCCGUGUUUACCUGUUUCAACACCAGGGCGGUUCACCUAGAAGUGGCCCACAGUCUCAACAAGCAGUCCUGUCUCAUGGCACUUAGGAGGUUCAUGUGCAGGUACGGCGUCCCAAGGGAGAUAUUUUCCGACAACGGAACAAAUUUCCACGGCGCAAACAAUGAGGGAGUCCUGAUCCGUGCCAUCAACAACAACUGUGCGGACGUGGUGACUGACGCUCGACUCAAGUGGAAUUUCAACCCUCCAUCCGCCCCACACAUGGGGGGAGUUUGGGAACGCAUGGUCCGGUCUGUUAAAGAGUGUCUGAAGGUACUGGAUGAUGGCAGAAAAUUGACGGACGAAGUUCUGCUGACGGUGUUGGCAGAAGCUGCAGAAAUCAUCAACUCGAGACCUUUAACGUAUCAGCCGCAAGAUGCUUCGUCUCCGGAGGCACUCACGCCGAAUCACUUUUUGCGCGUGGGCCCUGCAAAUGAAGAAUUGGUUCUUGGAGCGGCGAACGAAGGUCAAGCACUGACGGACAGUUACCAACGGUCCCAGAUGUUGGCCCAACAGAUGUGGAAGCGCUGGAUAUCCGAGUACGUGCCUUCGCUCAACCGCCGGUCUAAGUGGCACGAGGAACGGGAACCGGUGAAGGCAGGUGACUUGGUGUUCAUCGCGGACGAAGAGCAGCGGAAGACGUGGAUCCGCGGGAUCGUGGAUGAGGUGAUUAAGGCGAAGGAUGGACGAGUUCGACAAGCUGUUGUUCGUGCUCAAGGAAAGUUGUACAAGCGGCCGGUGGCGAAACUGGCGGUGAUCGAGGUUGGAGCUAAUGGACGGAGUGAACCUCAUUCCGAAAAACCUCGGGACUAA